Messenger RNA from Rhopalosiphum maidis (corn leaf aphid), 1583 nucleotides. RefSeq lists its product as uncharacterized. The record is from RefSeq and is a predicted model, not a curated record. The transcript has 6 exons. Bases 165 to 758 code for a protein of 197 amino acids. Lineage: Eukaryota; Metazoa; Arthropoda; Insecta; Hemiptera; Aphididae.
CAUUCCGGUACCCGGCAGUCGCGUGUUAGGGUCCGUCCGUGACGUGUUUUCGGCAUUUGCGUUACCGUUGGUCCGUGGAAAAAUUGCUAUUAUGACUACUGAUAAUUUGUUCAUUGGGUUCUUAAUUGAACAAAUGCAAAAAUAAGCUAAGACGAUCAGGUAAUAUGUAUCGACGACACGAGUCGCUCAUCAGUCAGGUGACCAAAACGGCAGAUGACGUACCUGUGAUCGUGACUAGAUUGGCUAGCACGGAAAAGAACGACAUUGAUUACUAUCCCUUUUCACAAGUACUGCGAAUACGUGUCCUACAGAUCGUUUGUGGCAUACUUGCAGUCGUCAUGGGCAGCGUGGCUUGCAUAGAAGAGAAAGGUUCGUUUGGCAACCUCGGGCUGGGCAUACCGACCGGACUCAGUACCGUACUCGCUGCAGCGUCCAGCAUCCACACCAGCCGUCUGUUCAGCGGGUACCGGGACACGCUGAUGUCGUCGUCGUCCGGCCGUCCGAGAGUGUCCGUUCUCCGCCUUUUGGGGCCCACCACGCAAUCGGCGAUCGCCGUCGGCAUUUUCUGGCUGCUCGCCCUCGCGCUGAACGCCGUCAUGUUCGCGCGGGCCGGGCGUACGCUUUUCAACUACGACGGUUCGACCAGCUCUAACCCGACGUUGUUUUGGAUGGCCAUCGUUCAUCUAACGUUGACGUCUCUCGUCCUGUUCGCGGUGGGCGCGAUCGCUUGGCUGGACUGCCGUCACGACCCAGACUGACAAGAGCUGUACACGGGCCAUCGUCCAGCCGAGCCACCGAUGAUGUCCCGGCCGACGACCAGCAGCUCCGUGACCAUCAGCAUGACGACGUUCACGCCCGACCCGCAAUCGUCGUCCGUCGGCCAUCGGCUCACGCCCGGUCCCAGCCUGUUGGUCAGAUCCUGUUAGCGCGGCGACGGCACACGACCCCGCGACCCCUGUUUUCCGGAUACGACCGCGGCGACGACGGUUGUAAUAUAUAGUGAUAAUAUUAUUAUGUGUCCACCGUCAGUACUACCGCGGAACGACCGUCCGACACAAAAACGAAUAAAUUUUGUCGUUUUUUUUCUUUCUUUUUUUAACGUGUUUUUUUUUUUUUUGUUAGCUACUGUUUUAUUGUUUCGACAACGCGCGCCGUCAUUAUACGACCGUCAUGCGGAACGAUCGGAUAUACCCAAACGUUGUGGACACGAAUUCCCCAUAAAUUAAAUUAGAUUACAUUUUAAAAAAAAAUGUUAGAAACAAGUCUGAAUUAGAUUAAAAACGAGAAGACACUCAUGACUGCAAACGGGUUUUCUGAGUUACUCGCGUGUACAGUAAUUUUUUAAGUGUUAUUUUGAUUUAUAUCGAAAAUUGUGUCGAAAUACAUUUUCAUGUUCAGAUUUUAUAUUAACAAUUAAGAGUAAGACAAUGUAUACAUGUAUUAUUUUUAGAAGAGCUAUUUUUACUGUAUGAAAAUUAUUUCAAAAUAUGAAAGUGAGCGAACCCAUUUUCCAGUAAUUAUCAUUUUUAACAUUUCAUAAUAAAUAAAACCAAACCCUGUAAUAUUAGUUAACAACCGGAAUU